UUCUGAAUACAAAGUCACUCACUUUACUACCAAUCCUUUCUCUUCUCUUUUCGAGGUUGAUCCUCCAACUGUCAUUCACUUCAUUUGUGCUUUUUGUCUCUCUGUUGAUCAGACAGACCUUCAUUCAUUCCUUUCGAGAUCCUUUCUCAGAGUCAAACUUCGUUUCAAUCACCUUCAUUCAAAAUGUUUUUCAACAAUGGUCUCUUCCUCGGCGCCUUCGCCAUGACCGCUGCGGCCCUCCCCCACGUCCAGCAGCGUGAUGCCACCCCCAGCUCCACCAGCAGCCCAUCUGCCAGCCCUAGCUCCGGCGGCGGUGGCGGCGGCGGUGGCGGCGUCCAAAUCGUCAACAACAUGGAACAGGACGUCAACCUGUGGACCACCGACGACAGCGCAGGUGAUCAGCAGCACCUCUCCGGCGGCGGUGGCACCCACGAGCAGAAGUUCCAAACCAACAGCAACGGCGGCGGUAUCUCCAUCAAGAUGUCCACCACCGACGGCAAGGACAGCGUCCUCCAGUUCGAGUACACCGGUGAUGGCGACCAGGUCUUCUACGAUCUCUCCUCUAUCGACAUGGACCCCGAAUCCGCCUUCGUCAAGUCCGGCUUCUCCGUCCAACCCGAUGACUCCAGCUGCGAGCCGUCGACCUGCGAGCCGGGCGAUGCCAACUGCAAAGAGACCUACCAGAAGCCUGAUGACGACCACAACACCAAGGCUUGCUCCUCGGGCGCCACCUUUGUCGUCACUCUGGGCUAAGCCACAGGGAUGAUGGUCUUUUGAUUUUCCAUCCGGGGGAUCGGAAAUGCUAGUUUAAGCCACAGAGCUCAAGACAGGUCUUGGCUUACGGCCCGGUUGAGUUGAUCUCCCUCAAAUGUGUUAGAUUAUGUAUUUAGGUGUUGGUAUUUUGGUUCUGGAACCUGAUAAGAAGGCCAGAUGGAGUUAUAGUUUUACAAUGAUUGAAUAAAAA
Molecule: messenger RNA, 964 nt
Organism: Aspergillus campestris IBT 28561
Lineage: Eukaryota; Fungi; Ascomycota; Eurotiomycetes; Eurotiales; Aspergillaceae
Exons: 1
Coding region: 184-753 (189 amino acids)
Source: RefSeq, a predicted model, not a curated record